Messenger RNA from Liolophura sinensis, 3351 nucleotides. RefSeq names its product protein unc-93 homolog A-like. The coding region runs from base 655 to 2559 and encodes 634 amino acids. The transcript is spliced from 3 exons. Gene Ontology annotation, molecular function: potassium channel regulator activity. The record is from RefSeq and is a predicted model, not a curated record. Gene Ontology annotation, biological process: regulation of potassium ion transport; regulation of muscle contraction. Lineage: Eukaryota; Metazoa; Mollusca; Polyplacophora; Chitonida; Chitonidae. Gene Ontology annotation, cellular component: striated muscle dense body; plasma membrane.
AGUCGGGUAAUCGCCUUCCACUUACCGCUGAAGUGAAAGGGCCGUGAGAGACUUAGUGCAGAUACCUUGGCGAAACACUACAGCCUGACUCCGUACCACGGGAAGCAUCGCUUUUAUCGUCAACUUGUGGCCCUACGAGCAGAGCCUGUGUUCUGUGUGUUAUAUCCCCCUGUAGUGCCUCCUCUCCGCUUUCAUGGACGUUCUCGGGUUGGAUGACGUAUAUUGGAUUUCUACCUUAAUACAAGAUCAUCGGAUUCCCUCUGUUUGCCCGUAAACUUGUUUUUAGGCGUCGUCGAGUAGACGGUAGAUGUCAGUCAGUAUGUUUAGAGCGGUGGUGCAUUAGAGUGGAGGCAGGCAGGGGAACAGCCCGAUCAUUAACCGACUGCAUAGCUGAGAGCUCAUUCUCUGGAAAUGAGAUUAUUUAUACACUGUACGUCUAAACUGUGUAGAAACAUCUCUUUAGUAGGAAGAUUAACCGUUAAUGGAGACACGGAGUGACAGAGUUAGUCCGCUUCAAGGCAACGACAGCAGAAAAAUCAACAUCAGUAUGAAAAGGUGUUGGCUACUGGUGUGAAUUUACCAGUCUAUGGCUGGAAAAUAUUACCAAUUUCACGUUACCUCACCUGUAAAGGGACGUAUCUGGGCUUCAUCAGGAUGAGUUAUGACAACUUGGACACGAAACCCAAAACUCGGUUGUCUUCGUUCAGUGAUGAUGAGAGUCGGAGACCAAGCGUUGCCAUGGGAGCCGGAGAGAGUCGCCAAGACGGGGAUUUCCUGACUUCCAACUACUUAUCACUCCAAAGACAAAGCGAUGACAAAUACGACAGGCUUGUGGUGGCCAAUCCGUAUGUUCGGCACGGCAGCUUUGGCGGCAUGUCUGUACAUUCUGGGGGGCUCCUUUCCCCUACGGGUGGUGUGGCGCUAAGGCGAGCAAGCUUUAUCCCUGGGGUGUGGGAAACUUACCCCAGCAGUACCACCGUUGAUCAGAAAGAUGUCGAGGGUAGCAGUGCUAUCAAUUCGUACAAUCUCUCCAGUUACCAUACGAUGCCGAAAGAAUACCAAUCUAACGGUGAACAAGAAAUAACCAAGAGAAGAGCUCUGAAAAAUGUCGUCAUCUUAGGGUUGGCGUUCGUUUUCGUUUAUUCAGCUUUCAUCUCGUUACAAAGCUUGAAAAGUACGAUGCAUUCUAAGAGUGGAUUGGGUGUAGUGUCUUUAAGCUGUGUCUACGCCACCACGGUACUCUCUUGCUUCCUUGCGCCAUGGAUCAUUAAACGGGUGUCCACGAAGUGGACGUUGGUAGUAUCUUUCAUUCUUUUCUCGGCCUAUUUCACCACGCACUAUUACCCGUUUCCUGAAAUGAUCAUACCUUCUUCGAUAAUCUUAGGCUUCGCCGCGGGGCCUCUGUGGGGUGCUCAAGCCACUUACAUCACCACCCUUGCCGUCAAAUAUUCGCAAACGACUGGACAGGACGCGGACUAUUUAGUGCACAAAUUCCUGUGUUUAUUUUGUGGCUUAUACCAGACCAGUCAAAUCUGGGGAAACUUAAUUUCGGUGCUGCUGAUCGUUUCCACUACAGGACAGUCAGACUCUGUCCAUCCUUCUCAACAUCGGAUUGCGAAUCCGGGAUCUGGGAUCCAGGACUACAUUCAUCAGUAUCACGUCAAUGUGCCGGUCGUUUCCGACGAUGGCUUACGUUACAAGGCUAAUGACACAAACCAUCGACCCCACUGUGGGGUCAUGUCCUGUGUGGAACCCCGAGACUCUGGUCUUAUUGGCGCCCCGGAUUAUGGCCAGUUGGUGGAAGUGAUUCCACAAACCACCGUGUAUUUGUUGGUCAGCAUCUACCUAGGUUGCGGGGUCAUGGCGAUUGUCAUAGCGACGGCGCUACUGGAACGCUUCGACACAGCACCCAAACACGAUCUAUACAACAUGACGUUAACCGGUCGCGAGCUCUGUUUGAACACCUGGGACAUGCUCAAAGACUUCAGGUGCCAAAUGUUAAUCCCACUGAUUAUAUUCGUGGGCAUGCAGCAAGCUUUCAUGUUCGGCGACUUUACGAAGUUUUAUAUCAACUGUACACUGGGGGUGAGGCGUAUUGGAGAGAUUUUCAUCUGUUUCGGCACUGUCAGUGCUCUUAGUGCCAUCACCAUCGGUUACAUCAGCAAACACAUCAAACGUAUCGCCAUUGUCACAGCAGGCGCCGUCUUCAAUAUCGGUCUCCUUCUCGUUCUCUGGUUAUGGCGCCCCCUCCCGAUCGAUCUGCCAAACUUCUUCGUCGUUUCCGGUUGUCUGGGACUAUGCGAUGCAAUUUGGCAAACUCAGACUUACACUCUGUUCGGCGUGUUGUUCGUGGACAGACAAGAGGCUGCAUUCUCCACCUACAGAAUGUUUCUGUCUACAGGAUGUGCUAUAGCCUUCGGAUACAGUCAUUACCUCUGCGUGGAGAUUAAAGUAUACAUUCUGGCAGCCGUGUUGAUUAUCUCCCUUUUGCUGUACAGCGUCAUCGAGGUGAAGUUACAGUGGCAGAGUCAACAUAUUCGGGACAUCGUUGCUCUCUAACUGCGGUGGCUAUUCUACUGUGAUAACAACGUUCUUCAAUGUUUAUCUAAAAAUCAUUAUCCUGUAUACAUACAUACAUUCAUACAUACAUACAUACAUAUUCAACACAGUGAGAUUAUAUCUACAGUGUAAUGUGUAUACAAGUGUGUUGUUAUAUUAGGCUAUACAGCGGUUUUAAGUGAGUUAUCAGUACACAUGCACAGAAAGUGGCAAACGGGAAAUGAAAAAAGCGAAUGGCGCUUUAUGCCUAUUCUAUAGUGCUGAAAGGAAAGGCACAACCCACAUUCAAUUCUGUUCUAUUUUUCUGUGUGUGCAUUUGUCUAAGUUCACAAAUGUGUAACGUACUGUGGUAUGAAUGGGACAAAUUUGCGGAAAUAAACUUUCAAAUGUAUAGCAAAUUUAACAAAUGAGGCAAAUCUGAAAACUUCGUUUUUUUGUGUAGUGAAAUUCAUCAAUCAGCCAUUGUAUUUAUUUUGUGUGCGUUAAAUGCUAUGCAAUACCUUCAAACACGAAUAGUGUACAUCUAUAUCAAAGGCUACCGUUAAGUCGUUAUUGUCCUACAUCACACUUAUACAGAACAGCAUUAUGCAUUAACUUGCACAUAAGUUUAUCAUGUGAAAUGAAUUAUCUUAUUGUCCUACGAUAACACCUGUGUACAUUUACAUGGGAGUAUUUCUUAGCCAGCAAAUUCUCCCACUCAUUUACAAGGUAUUUACAUUUAAUGUACAUCGUUCAAAAGCGAGUUGCACUUUGCUAAUGUCAUAUUUGCAUUUAUCAUGUAUAUACAAUGAG